AUGUCGAGACGCGAUCAGAUUCUAUCAGCGGCGGCCAUCGAACAGUCAAUUGAUGAAGGCCACAUCAUUGUCGUCCACGAAGGAUACGCCCUCAAGCUGGACGGAUGGCUCAACAAACACCCUGGUGGCCGACUUGCCAUUCUUCACAUGGUCGGCAGAGAUGCGACUGACGAAAUCAAUGUGUAA
Molecule: messenger RNA, 186 nt
Organism: Aureobasidium vineae
Lineage: Eukaryota; Fungi; Ascomycota; Dothideomycetes; Dothideales; Saccotheciaceae
Source: the annotation of a GenBank genome assembly